Messenger RNA from Micromonas commoda, 1092 nucleotides. Its product is annotated as serine acetyl transferase. Lineage: Eukaryota; Viridiplantae; Chlorophyta; Mamiellophyceae; Mamiellales; Mamiellaceae. The coding region runs from base 1 to 1092 and encodes 363 amino acids. The transcript has a single exon. Gene Ontology annotation, cellular component: cytoplasm; cytosol. The record is from RefSeq and is a predicted model, not a curated record. Gene Ontology annotation, molecular function: L-serine O-acetyltransferase activity.
AUGGCGCAAUUGGUGACGUCAACUGGUUUCGCGACGCCCCGACAGUGCUUGGAAAGGAAGCUGAGAUCGAUUGCGAAGCACUCGACGAUGCUUCCCGCGCACUGUGUCGGGUCAGAGCGCAGACGGCAGAGCGAAAGGCCUAAGGUGCGAGCCAUCGCGGACCGGCUCGGGGCUCGGCAGAAAUUGUCCACGGACGUCCCGGAGCGGAUCUUGGAGGUGAGGCGGAUUCCGGAGGAAGAGUCGGCUACAGCCGCGGAGGAGAACAUCAUGAUCGAGGGUGACGCAUGCCCAAUCAACGAAAACGUCGUUUGGCAGACUCUUUGCCAGGAGGCGAGGGCCGACGCAAACUCUGAGCCGGCGCUGGCGAGCUAUCUCUUCUCCACCAUCCUGGCGCACAGGUCUCUGGAGGAUGCUCUUGCGUUUGUGCUCGCGAACAAGCUGCGAAGCAACGUGCUGCUGGACUCGCAACUGCUGGAAUUAUUCUCCGUGCAGUAUCGUCGAGAUCAUAGCUUGGUGAAGAAGGCUCAGGCGGACAUGCAGGCGGUGAUGGAUCGCGACCCGGCGUGUGACAAAUACCUACAGAUCCUCCUUUUCUUCAAGGGUUUCCAAGCCAUUCAGGCGCACCGCGUGGCGGCGGCUCUAUGGAGGCAAGACCGAAAACCGCUGGCGUUGCUGCUUCAGAGUCGCAUUUCUGAGAUUUUUCAUGUGGACAUUCAUCCAGGCGCAACCAUCGGCGAGGGAGUGAUGCUUGACCAUGCCACGGGUGUUGUGAUUGGUGAGACUGCGGUGAUUGAGAACAACGUGUCGAUACUUCACGGUGUAACGCUCGGCGGCACUGGAACUAAAGACGGAGACAGACAUCCAAAAAUUGGUUCAGGCGUAGUCAUCGGCGCGGGUGUCACCAUUCUUGGGAACAUAAAGGUGGGUGCGAACUCAAAGAUUGGGGCUGGUUCGGUGGUGCUGCAGGAGAUCCCAGAGAACAGCACUGCGGUUGGCAUCCCUGCACGUCUGGUGAAGGUCGGGACAAAGGCCGAGCCGUCCCUGAGUAUGGAUCAAGUCUCAGGCUUGGACUCCUUGAACUACAAUAUCUAG